Molecule: messenger RNA, 1961 nt
Organism: Suncus etruscus (white-toothed pygmy shrew)
Lineage: Eukaryota; Metazoa; Chordata; Mammalia; Eulipotyphla; Soricidae
Gene: ZKSCAN4
Product: zinc finger with KRAB and SCAN domains 4
Exons: 5
Coding region: 4-1494 (496 amino acids)
Biological process (GO): regulation of transcription by RNA polymerase II
Molecular function (GO): RNA polymerase II cis-regulatory region sequence-specific DNA binding; DNA-binding transcription factor activity, RNA polymerase II-specific
Source: RefSeq, a predicted model, not a curated record
GCGAUGGCGGCGGCGCCGGGCUGCCCCGUGCCGGGCCCCGAGCACUCCCGCCGGCGCUUCCGCGGCUUCCGCUACCCCGACGCGCAGGGCCCGCGGCAGGCGCUGAGCCGGCUCCGCGAGCUGUGUCGCCGCUGGCUGCGGCCCGACGUGCGCAGCAAGGAGCAGAUGCUGGAGCUGCUGGUGCUGGAGCAGUUCCUGAGCAUCCUGCCCACCCAGCUGCAGGCCUGGGUGCGCGGCCAGCACCCGGCCGGCGGGGAGGACGUGGUGGCGCUCCUGGAGGAUCUGCAGCGGCAGCUGGGCCAGCUGAGGCCGCAGGUUCCAGGUCGUGACCAGGAACAAGAACUGCUGUGUUGUAAGAUGGCAGUGUGGAAACCAGCUCAGAGAGCACGAAGCACCCACUUGCAGCCAAUGAAGGCUCUGAUCAAGCAUGAAUAUCUGGGCCCUCAGGCCUUAGCAAGCCGGGUCCCCCAGGUACCUGGCCUUGUCUCUGAAGGGUGCUACAGAGAAGACGGGGUAGCUGCCAGGCCCACCCCAGAGUCCCAGGGUAUAAAACUGGAAGACAUGGCUCUGACCCCUGGAUGGAGGCAGCAUGAGACGUCUCAGGUGAACUUCUCCCGAGAGAAAAGGCAGACAGGUGGCAACCUCGCCUUCCCAGGUGGAGAAACACUGGCUGAGAUUAGAAACUUGCCUCUGGAUGAGGAACAAGAUGAUGGGCAGACCUCGGACAUUGCCCCAGUUUCUCCCUUCCUCAAGGCUGGUGAACAUGAGGGCAGGUUACAAAGAAAGCCGAGAAAUGCCACGGGGAGUAGAAGGUACUAUUGUCAUGAAUGUGGAAAGAGUUUCACUCAGAGUUCAGGCUUGACUAAGCACAAGCGAAUCCAUUCGGGGGAGAAACCCUACGAAUGUGAGGACUGUGGCAAGACUUUCAUUGGGAGCUCAGCCCUCAUCAUCCACCAGCGAGUCCACACAGGGGAAAAACCAUACGAAUGUGAAGAGUGCGGCAAGGUCUUCAGUCACAGCUCAAAUCUCAUCAAACACCAGAGAACUCACACUGGAGAGAGGCCCUACAAGUGUGUUGACUGCGGGAAGACUUUCAGCCAGAGCUGCAGCCUCCUCGAACAUCACAAAAUCCACACUGGGGAGAAGCCAUAUCGGUGCAACACGUGUGGCAAAGCCUUCCGGCGGAACUCCCAUCUCCUGAGGCACCAGAGGAUCCAUGGUGACAGAAAUGUCCAGAAUCCCAAACCUGGAGAGAGCAGAGAGAACCAGGGGAGGAGGGAAAGCCAGCGGGAAAACCUUGAGGCUCCCGUGUCUUAUAAGUGUAGUUUUUGUGAGAGAAGUUUCAGGCAGAACAGCAGUCUCAUAGAACAUCAGAAAAUCCACACGGGUGAGAAACCCUAUCAGUGCGACGCAUGUGGAAAGGGCUUCACCCGAACUUCAUACCUUGUUCAACAUCAGAGAAGCCACGUUGGGAAAAAAUUUCUCUCUCCGUGACUCAUGUUUUACCUGUCAAAGUUGGUGCUAAUGGCUUGUUGAACAGAAGCCUGUCUGGAGUCCUGGCUGAGAUGAAAAUGAUGUGGGGGUCUAAUUUAUCAUUAUUCAUCAAGUGUUUGUUACCCGAUAGCAUCUGGCAGAGCUGAAUUACCUCCUACCUCUAGGUUUUUGGAAACCAGCUUGUUGAUAGGAGGCUAUGGGGAGCUGCCUGGAAAGGUAGGACCUGAAGUGAUUUGUGUCACCCAUUGGACUUCCACCGGUUUCCAGAUUGGCAGAUCCCCAGCACCUCGUAACAUCUCUGGACAAGUUAUCAGAUGGCUGUGUUGGGGGCUACAGCUUUGACCAUCCAUUUUUCCUGCAGUAAGUCCUCCACCAUGUUGUAUUAAUGGAUUUUAUUUACCCGACCUCUACCCCAUCUCUGCCUUCCAUAUGGGUGCUUCAAACAUAAAAUAAAACCAGAGAAUUGA